CACUAUGCUUUAUUUUUAAGUUAACGGCAACACUGAUGGCUACACUCUUCAAUAAAAUUUCUCAACCACAGUUUUAGAUUACUCAUAAGCAAGAAGCAGUUAGUUCACGUAAUGAAUAACAGUAAUGCCUAUACUGAAACGGAAACAGACACCGCUAUUUCGAGGUUUCGAACAAGUGAAGACGGGGUCGAUGCAGCCAGCUUAAAUUCCCCUGUGGUUCACAGCAUACGGACACAAUAUGCACCUUUAGUCCAGCAAUCUUUGGAUAGUACGAGCAUUACUAUUGAAGAAAACACAACACAUCAACAAGGAAACUUGGUGUUCACUAAUGAAGCAAGUAGCACGGGCAAUAUAAUGGAGCAAUACGCGCGAUUCUUAAGAGAACAAGUGGCAGGAGUAACUAGAAGCGGACUAAGCAAUUUUAUUGCCGUAACAAGAAAUAGCGAUUUAUCGCGACAAAAUGAUUCCGGGUUAGUGACACAGUCGGGUAAUUCAAAUCGAAUUCGGUCUCUUCCUGCGUCACUUGGAAAUUUGAAUAGUGUUUUAACAACUGAAGGUUUGCGAGCGUUUUCUCGUGUCGACAAUUUUGUUUCAUCUGUUCAUCCUCAUGAGGAGCCCUUAAAUAAUCAAAUGUUAACUUUAUCGGGCCGACAACCGGAAAUUGUUGCAAACGCGAUCCCAAAUCGGGCAUACCCUGCGAGACCACCAAUUUUGGUGGCAGACCAACACCUUCAUUUAUCCUCAAGUUUCCGUAAUAAUGUUACAUCGAGCAAUGUUGGUAGCAUUCUAACACCAAAUCAAUUGAAUCAACCAAUUACAAGCAGAGAUCGAUUAAACGAUGGAAGAGAUAAUUUAACAGAUCAUAGAACAACAUCCACUACCGGUACAAACCCGUUGACAGAGAAUUCAACCAGAGCGACAGAAGAGUCAGCAACGUCGACAAAUGAAUUAUAUAAUAACAUUUAUCCUGACAUAGUUAUCACAACUAUUCGUAUUUGCCUUCACUAUAUACCUUUUGCUUGUAUACUCUUCGUAAAAUUCAUUUACGAUCAUUUAUUGGGUAUAUUGGAUUUAAUAACAUUACAAUUUGUAAUGUAUUGUGUUAACAAAUCCUUACAAGCACAAGUUGUGAAACUUGAACAGAAGAAAAAUUCAAUACUUUUACGAGAUCUAUUUUUAGUUGUGUCCGUAGUUUCUCUACGACUGUCACUUGCCUCAGCUCCUUCUGAUCCGUUUGGUCUGCUAAUAGCACCAUCAUCGGAUGAAACUAAUAUCAUUCAUCAAAUAGUACUUAAUCUGCCUCAAAGUACGAAAACAGUUUCUCAAAACCAACUUACGACAACUGCGCAAAGCCCAAUUGAAACUACUGUUGUUAUACCGAAACUUAUAUCUGCAGAAGUGAUACUCUACUAUAUUGCCGUAAAUGAUCUUGUGAUUAAAUUGAUCACCAUUUCGAUAAAAGUACUCGUCACUUUAUUACCGCUACGUGCGAUACGACACAAGUCAAGGACGCGUUUGUAUGUUUUCAUUGAAUUUUUCUCUCAAUUUUACCGAUCAUUGGUGCCCAUUCAGAGUUGGUUGUUAUUCCUUUUUGCGUCUUAUUCUGGUCUACAUGCGAUUUCAGGUGUAUUGUUCUCUUCUACUUACAUUGUACUCAAAGGAUGCGAAUUGGCAGACCGUGCAAAAUCGCUAAAGAAGUCGUGUAUGAAUCUAAUGGAUAAAUCGAGAAAACCGGCAAGAGAUAACUUCGAUACUAACGACGAAAUAUGCGCCAUUUGUCAAGACACUUACGUCUCACCAGUUGUAUUAGAAUGUGGUCACAUAUUCUGUGAUAAUUGUGUAACCACAUGGUUUAAGCGCGAGCAAACAUGUCCUAUGUGCCGUGCAAAAGUGGGAGAUAACUUUGCCUGGCUUGACGGUUCCACAACUUUUUUCUAUCAGCUUUAUUAGUAGCUCGCUCACGAAGAGGUCAUAUUAUUUAAUAAUAGUAAAAUAUAUUUAAAUAUUCUAUAUUUCUUUACUUCUAGAACAUAGUGAAAUUAUUGCAUUGUUGCAUUGUCUUUGACAAAUCUUCUAAAGAUAAAGUCACAUUACGAAUUCAUUGA
This is a messenger RNA of Anastrepha ludens (Mexican fruit fly), 2105 nucleotides long. RefSeq lists its product as uncharacterized. The transcript is spliced from 5 exons. The record is from RefSeq and is a predicted model, not a curated record. The coding region runs from base 112 to 1950 and encodes 612 amino acids. Gene Ontology annotation, biological process: positive regulation of ERAD pathway. Lineage: Eukaryota; Metazoa; Arthropoda; Insecta; Diptera; Tephritidae. Gene Ontology annotation, molecular function: ubiquitin protein ligase activity.